Stylophora pistillata is the source of this 2659-nucleotide messenger RNA. RefSeq lists its product as uncharacterized. Gene Ontology annotation, molecular function: protein binding. Lineage: Eukaryota; Metazoa; Cnidaria; Anthozoa; Scleractinia; Pocilloporidae. The record is from RefSeq and is a predicted model, not a curated record.
AUCUUGCUUUAAUUAGACUAUUUAGAAGGAUAUAGAAUUUUGUUUUGUAAAUAUAUAGGAAGGCGAGGCUAAGCUAAGUUUUAACUAGAUUUCACAAGCGAAGAGAAUUUGAUUUUAACGUGUUCACUCAAGUGUGACGAGGCAGUGUUUAUCGAAGCUGGCGGAGGCCGUGUGAAUUUACAAGUUGAGUGAAGCUGGUGGAGGCCGUGAUUGUCCUCAGUGGAUUUCAACCGUACUUCAAGACUGUCGCAAGACACAGACACAAAGUAUUUCCUGAAGAGAACGUCGACUCAUUGCAAAUCGUUGACGAUACUUCGAAAUUAUGAGCACUGGUAGAUUGUCAACUGUUUGAAGAUGGGGAGUUUGCUUUCACGGAACGACACACAAAACCAUCACCAUGACGUAUCGAUGCAUAGAGAAACCACCUCAAGAGGAGGAGGUUAUUCUGCCGUUUCUAAUGAGGGUGGAAGUUACCCAUUCAUGAACAAUUAUCGAACUGUAGCCAGGACUUCAACAGCCCCACCUGUAAGAAGUGCUACAGAAGGACAUAGUGUCAAGCUGCCUUCUACAACAUCCCGGGCAUCUUCCUAUCUCCCCAGUAGCGUCACAAAGAAACCUUACGAAACUGAGAGAGUUGUCAAAUCAGCAUCAAGGGAAACUUAUGGUAUUUCUGUCGUCAACCCCGCGAGUAAUUUGACCACUGUGAAAUCAAAAUCGACUGGUGUUGUUGCCAAAUCAACAUUACACGCACCUAAUAGUUAUCAUGCAAUUUCUGGCUCUAGAUCUACAGCAGAAAGGACAAGUUCCACCUCAAGUGUUGCUCGUGUAAGGCCCAAGCGGCAUGCUUGCGGCGAACCCAGAUCAUCGACAAACAGGCGGAACGUUAGUGAUAAGAGCAAUCUAGGAGAUAACAGCAGACGAGUUGCAACAUACGGUGCUAGAGGAGGAGGCAGGGUGGUCAUUUCUGUACCCCUCAAUCCGUGGCAAGUGCUGGGUCUCGAUUCAUCUCACGCAUCUCGUGAGGCUAUCAAAGCAGCUUUCAAAAAGAAGAUACAUCAACCAGUGCGUCAGAAUCGUGCCAUGGCCUCAAUUGCUCAUCAUAUGUUAACCUCAUCAGCUGGCAGGUACAAGCGAGUUGAGGGGACGGAUGAAUUUGUGGUUACAAGGCGUGACCACUUCAUGCUCGCAGCUUGUGGCCACACACAUGAACUCACCCAUCGGAUUGCUAAGAACGGCAACAUUGUCGAACGAACGGAUGAGCAUGGUCGAACACUGCUUUACAUUGCAAGUAAGUCUGGCUUUUAUGAUACCUGCAAUUUACUUCUCCAAAAAGGUGCUUCUGUCAAUAACGCUCAAAGAGAUGGCAGCACUGCUCUCCAUGCUGCAGCCUUUUAUGGCCAUGAACUGGUCGUUGGUCUCCUACUUCAACAUGGAGCAAAGAGUGAUAUCAGAAACAGCUGGGGUAAUACCCCGAUUGACGAAAGCGCCACACCAAGUAUACAGAAUUUGAUCCAAUCCGCUUCCGGAGACAAAAUUUCGUCACUUGCUGCCAAGCUCAAAGAGAAGCAACUUGUGAAAAGCGUGCGCCAUAUUGAGUACCAAGGAGAAGUCAUGGCAAAGGAGCUCACACGCGAUCCUCGCUGUCUGGAUACCCUCACGCGAGAUGAGUGGAAUAACAUUCAAGACACAUGGGAGACAGCAUGGCAUGGCACUCGUUAUAACUAUCUGGAGUCAAUAAUCGACAAGGGCCUUCUACCCUCCGGGUCAAGUGGCAUAAAGCCAGCAGAGGGACACUACAAACUUGGUGAAACGCAUUUUGGCAUCCGAGACUGGGCAGCAGCGAUCUUUCUUUCACCAAGUAUCCUUUACGCAUCUCACGCCUGCUAUUCUGAACGAAUCUUUUCCGAAUCCCAACAGUGGUGCGUCCUUGUCAAGACUUUAUGUAAACCUGGUAGUUAUAGGUCAUAUGAUCCAACCGUGUUCCGAUACGAACCAAUGGAUGGUGAGCCAGUCAUGCCAGAGUAUCGCAUUCCAGUCACUGAGGCAGACAAAAAUGUCAUUCUGCGAGUUGAGUCUACGCGCAGCGUUGUCGUCCAAUCGUUGAUAUUUGUGCGCCUCAGCUUUCUUGAAAAUCAAAACAUUAACUUUGACCAAGCAAUGAAACUCUUGCGGUGAUGUUACACACCUACUGUAAUCGUCAACUAGCGGUUGUUUGAAUGGCGCUAUCUUUUUGCCUUUGGAGCUUGCUUGACUCCAGGAAAAAAAUGUAGCAAAUCAAUUCCAAACAUAGUUAUCCCUUAGUAUUUUCAUAGAUGUCGCCUUUUUGAUCUCCAGAGAGAUUAGAGUCAGGAUGAUUGUUGACCUGUGUUUAACAGAAUUAUUUUACACCAUGAUUUACGAAGACAUUUAAUCAUCGAAUUUAAAGGAGGUACUUAUCCCUAUGGUACACCUGUCUUGGCACUGACAUAAGGCAUGAGCUGUGCGAACCACGAGAAUUUCUUAUCUCCAAUAUAUUAUAGCAUCGAUAUAGACGGGAAAUGAACUAUAUAUCAGAACUAUUCAGAAUAUUACUCGAUCGACUACUGUGGGGGAGCAAAGACUGUCAGUUAUUGUCUUUGAAAAGCCCCUUCGGGGAAAUUCAAUAAAGGAUGUAAGUAUG